AUGGGUUUGACCAAAGGACGCAAAGUACGAACCAGGACGGGCGAGAACGAACCAGAUCCUUACAUGGACCUACAACCCAGACCCGAGGGAGACAGGACAUACCAGGAGAUGGCUAUCACCUCAACGGCUUCGUCCAAAACACCAGGAGAAAGACGUCUACCAUCACCAAACCUGAUUUAUCCACCCUCCCCAACCGAUACUUACUCUCCCCGAGACUACCUGGAGACUGGUAAUCGUGACUCCAUCACCUUCAAUGAGCUGGCGCAGUAUAAUGGCCAUGUCAAAAACCUUGGUAACGAGGAGAGACAGGCUGUAGAUGAACUUGUCAAUGCUGUCAGAGACUAUGAUGAUAGUCCGAGUACUGGUGAUGUACGACUGGUUGAUGGUAGUUCCACUCUGGAAGGAAGGGUAGAGGUGUAUUAUGAUAACCUUUGGGGUACGAUAUGCAACCGAGGAUGGGAUAGUACAGACAGUGGUGUAGUCUGCAGACAGCUAGGUUUUCAAGUUUCUUUGAGUAGUCCAAGUUUCGGGCCUGGCAUUCCAACACAACGUAUCUGGUUAGCUGACGUACAGUGUGAAUCAUCCGACCGACGUCUGAACGAGUGUGUUACAGACGGCCAGUGGGGACAGACCUCUACAUGCCCUCAUAACAACGAUGUAGGUGUUAGGUGCUCAGGCUUAAACGUGGGGAUCGCGCCAAAUUACCGAGGGUGCUACCGUUUUGAAGACAGUGCUUUAUCGCACUCAGCACUUACUUUCCCGGCAAAUACUAUUGAGACUUGCUUACAGAGCUGUUCAAUAAAUUUUAUGUUCGCUGGUUUAUAUGGAACCACUUGUGUUUGUGGAGACCAGAUAAAACCUUCAGCCCAACCUGUUGAUAACACUAUGUGUAGAACGCCAUGCCCAGGUAACUCUGCUCAGCUAUGUGGUGACACUGAAGUCAACAUGGAAGUCCUAUCUGUUUAUUCUGUGUCUGUUGGCGAUGGCUACGUCUCAUCACCAUGGUUUCCUGGUAAUUACGUCCUAUCAGGUACUGAUACAUCCCGACCAGACAACCUAAUCUCCAGAACCGAUGUCACUGCGUCAUCGGGGAUGCUCUUGAUUCGAAUCCUGGCUUUCGACCUAGCUCCUGGAGACACACUGAGUGUGGAGGUAGGCGGUAUGACCAUCAACCCUACAACAUUUGGUGAAACCGUGAUGUCUGGACUACCAGAGACGACACUGGUUUUGACUGCGACGUUGACGAGGGCUGUGAACUCGGCUGGAUCAUCGGGAUACAUUAUCACCUUUACCAAUCUUACUUUCACGUUGCACAUCAAGGACAUCACCAAUCACUGA
This is a messenger RNA of Strongylocentrotus purpuratus (purple sea urchin), 1338 nucleotides long. RefSeq lists its product as uncharacterized. The coding region runs from base 1 to 1338 and encodes 445 amino acids. The transcript is spliced from 8 exons. Gene Ontology annotation, cellular component: membrane. NCBI's taxonomy places the organism in Eukaryota, Metazoa, Echinodermata, Echinoidea, Camarodonta, Strongylocentrotidae. The record is from RefSeq and is a predicted model, not a curated record.